Messenger RNA from Stereum hirsutum FP-91666 SS1, 867 nucleotides. RefSeq names its product class I glutamine amidotransferase-like protein. Lineage: Eukaryota; Fungi; Basidiomycota; Agaricomycetes; Russulales; Stereaceae. The transcript has 8 exons. The record is from RefSeq and is a predicted model, not a curated record. The coding region runs from base 1 to 867 and encodes 288 amino acids.
AUGGCCACGAUAGCACAAUCAGCAUCUACGCCUGCUAGGGUUCUUAUUUACUCUGCCACCGCCGACUUCCGGCAUGAUUCCAUUCCAACAGCGCGAGACGCUCUUAUUGCGCAAGGCUCGACCGCGAAUAUCCAGUUCGACGCAACGGAGGAUCAGGGAACGUUCACGGAUGAUGGGUUGUCCGUUUACGAUGCGUUAGUGUUCCUCAUGAAUACCGGAGAAGCAGUCCUCGACGAGAACGGUAAAGCGGCAUUGCAGAAGUACCUUGACCUCGGCGGCAACUUUGUUGGGAUUCAUUCUGCUUCUGAUGCUCUUCGGAACACGACGUUCUAUGGUAAUGAGGUUGGAGCAUACUUUGACUACCACCCAGAGCUACAGAACGCGACGGUAGACGUGAUCGACUCAUCGCAUCCCAGCACAAGUAUGCUGCCCACCGAAUGGCACGUACAGGACGAGAUGUAUAACUUCAAGUCUGACCCUCGAUCCAUUGGUGCCGUUGUCCUACUCUCCGCCAAUGAAUCCUCCUAUACUGAUACUGGGACCCGGAACUUUGACCAAGGAACGCCCCAUCCUACAGCUUGGUAUCAAGAACAUGGUGCAGGCGUGCAAGGCAAUGGAACCGCUGGUCGAAGCUUCUACACUAGCUUAGGACACUUGAACGAAACAUGGGCGGAUUCUACGUUCAUGGCCCACGUCAUGGGUGGUAUCACUUGGGCACUGGAUUCCAACCUGACCAGAGCGUUCAACGCGAGCGGUCAGGUCGGCAAUCCAGAGGCAACUGCGUCUAGUACUAACUCCACAGCUGGUGCUGGUACUAGCACUAGUACGUCUGCGUCCUCUUCUGCUUCUGGAAGCACUUCGAGGUGA